GGCAGCCGAAAAUGUCGCCUUAAAGUUGUGGUGGUUGGGGAGUUUUACGCUAGAUAUGGAUAUACUACUGAGAUUAUGCAAGAGAGUAUCUCAAAAUAUAUGCUUCCUGUCAUCUUCUGGACUAUGGAUGUGUGUGUCACUAACUUUGACUGAAGCACUUUGUGCGCUGAAACCUUUCGCUGGUUGGCAGAACAAGUAAUGAUGCAUCAUCUCUUUGGGCUUGUUCUGGGACAAAAGGACCUUUCGCGUGCAGGAGACCUUUUCUCCUUAGAUGAUUCUGAAAUAGAAGGAUGUCUGUCAGAAGCUCUUGAGCAAAUAAAAAUAAUCAGUUCCUCUCCAGACUACCAGAAGAAUGACAACGACCAGGCAGUAGUGGAGAUCUGUAUCACUCGAAUCACUACGGCCAUCAGAGAGACAGAAUCGAUAGAGAAACAUGGGAAAGCUCUUGUUGCUCUUUGGGAGUCAUGCCUAGAGUACAAUCUGAAACCUUCAGGAAAAGAUGAGGACACACCACAUGCCAAGAUUGCAUCUGAUAUUAUGAGCUGUAUUUUGCAGAAUUAUAAUCGUCCUCCUAUCAUGGCAUUGGCUGUCCCAGUGGCAGUGAAAUUUCUCCAGAGAGGUAACAAAGAGCUGUGUCGGAACAUGUCCAGUUAUCUUUCCCUUGCUGCAAUUAGCAAAGCAGAGCUACUGGCUGAGCAUACGGAAACAAUUGUAAAAAGUAUCCUGCAAGGGAAUUUCGUGUUGCUACGUGUAUUGCCUUCGUUAUAUGAAAAGCAGUCACAUCCAAUUAACAGCCAUCUGAAAGAACUUGUAGCAUUGAUGUCUCACCUAGAGCAGCCUGAACAGCACCAUCUUUUACAGCUUUUGCUAAUAAUUGCAAAGAAAAAACAGCCAGAGGUGCUCAAAGAAUGCAUUCCAUCUCUUAUUGGUCACCUAAGAGAUCCCCAUCAUGAUGACAUCAUUUUAGAUAUACUGAUAGAAAUAUCAGACUGUGAACCAAAGCUACUGGCCAAUUUGCUUCCUACACUGAAAGAGAUUGGGGAGAAUUUCCCAAGUCUGACUGGACAAUUGGCAAAGAUCUAUGGAGCUGUAGGACACAUUGAUGAGGAAAGAGCCCGAAUCUGCCUGAUCUACCUGGUUAAUCAGCUGGCCAACAUGGAACAUUCAUUCCACCACAUCCUUUUGUUGGAGAUCAAGCAUAUCACAGAUACUUUCUCCAAUAUCCUGGGCAUCCAGAGCAGAGACAUCUACCGUAUGAGUAACAGUUUCACAGCCAUAGCUAAGCUUCUUAUCCAACAGCUGGAAAAUGAGCCUACCUCUGAGAGCAGGGUAGAGGAUGUUGCUGAAACAGAAUCUCCUUCACAGCUGGAUGAUUUAAAAUCCAUUAUGAGUGAAAAUGAAGAGGAAGAAAAGCUCCAAGUUAAAAUACAAGCUUUUGAAGAAAAAAUAAACAUAGAAAAUAGUACUCCUGGCUCUGUACGUAGGUAUAGCUUGGGCCAGGUUUCUAAAGAAGAAAGGAAGGACAUGAGGUUCAACCGGUCCAAAAGUCUGGCUUUGCAUGCUGUUCGGAUGAAGGGCAUGCCUUCAGACAAUGGGCAAGAGGUGGAGAAUGGAGACAUUACAGCCGGCAUCUCUUUCACAGAUAUCUAUGUGAGCCAAGAAGCUGACAGAUUGCCUUCCAGUACAGGCAUGGAAGAGUCACAGCUGGAACCAUCUUUGCUUUCUCACCCAAGUGCCCAAUGUAUAGAACGAGAGAAUCUGCCAGAACCUGUUAAAGAAACAGGCAAUGAAGGGAGCCCGAAGACAAUGAAGAACCCUGUGGAGUAUCAAGACAAGCUUUACUUUCACUUAAAAGAAAAUCUCUCUAAAGUGAAAGCAUAUGUGAUGGAGAUGGGAAGGAGAAUUCCUCUCCCAGAUGAGUGUGUUAUAGAAGAUACUGUUAAAAGUUGUGUAGCAAAGCUGUUCUUCAGCUGCCCCCUGAAAGGUCAUUACUGCCUGUACAGUAAAUCGAGUUUCACUCUCAUCAGCCGACAGCCUCAGCUCUGGAUUCAUAUCAUGUUUCUCUUUCAGCAGAGCUUGUUCCCAGAACCUUUGUCCAUGCAAAAUAAUUCUGUGCAAGCCCUGAAAACCUUGUGGGAGAAAACCCAGCUGAAGGGAACUCACACCUUUGAAACGGCAAUGAUUCAAUCUACAUUUCCACAUCAGAAGGACUUGGAUCAUGUACACAUACAUCUAGAAGAAGUGAGGUUCUUUGAUUUAUUUGGUUACAGCGAGGAAGCAGGAGCCUGGCAAUGUUUCAUGUGUAAUAAUCCUGAAAAGGCAACAGUUGUGAAUCAAGAUGGCCAACCCUUGAUUGAAGGCAAGCUGAAGGAAAAGCAAGUCCGAUGGAAGUUCAUAAAAAGGUGGAAGACCCGGUAUUUUACACUCGCUGGCAAUCAACUUCUCUUUCGCAAGGGAAAAUCUAAAGAUGAUCCAGAUGACUGCCCCAUUGAGCUCAGUAAGGUUCAAAGUGUAAAAGUGGUGGCCAAAAAGCGCCGGGAUCGCAGCCUUCCUCGGGCCUUUGAAAUCUUCACAGAUAACAAGACAUAUGUUCUCAAAGCCAAAGAUGAAAAGAACGCUGAAGAAUGGCUUCAGUACAUUAAUGUAGCUGUCGCACAAGCUAAAGAAAGAGAAAGCAGAGAGGCAACUACAUAUUUGUAAGAAGACUUCUUCAUGUAGCCUUUGUGUCUUCUCCCACAACAUUUGGUCAUGGGACUAUUCCCAAGGUAAUAUCCAGUCUGCUUUGCCCUUUCUCGGAGUGCCUUUGUCUGCCCAUCAACAAAUGAAAGAAAUAUUUUUUUCUCUCUAGAAAGCACAACUGAAAAAAAGCAUUUUACAUGGAUCCACUGAUCAUGGAUUUCCUUGUGAGGAUCAGGGAAAAAGUAAAGGAUACAUUUCUGUACUGAAUGCAUGUGUGUACACAGUGUGCAGAAAUAAGGUCUAGUUCCUAAAUAAUACCUGCAGAACUGCCUAGUAUUGUUUUGCCUUUCUUAUUUGAAUAGAGCUUGAUAGUGUGCAAUAAUUGGUACAUAUGUAUGGACACAAUAGCUGGGUCCCUGUUUUGUAGAAUUUGACUUGUUGGUACUGCCAGCAAAAGACUGUCCGUAUGGCAGCCUCAACAAAUGGCAACCAUGAACAUCAUGAAAUGACAUUUGCACAGCAUUACUGCCAUUCGACUUCCAUGUCCUUUUUUUGUAGAAAACCCAAGUAAUAACCAUAGCAAUUUUUAUUACUUUCUCAUUAGUAGCUUAGGAAUCUGCACCGCCUAUCAAUCUAUUUUGAAUGUUUUGGGGGUAGCUUUACAUAUAGACUCUGAAUAUUGUCACUGAUUCAUCAUUCCUUGUCAAUGUCAUGUAACUCUUGCCUGUUAUUGUCUGUGCCUCCAGAUGCCACACUGGUGGCACUCAACCCAAAACAUGAUUGUUUGUUGGAUUCCUAUGAAGUUGUGAUGGGAUGAAAAGUUCUCGAUUGGAGAUGGGCACAAGCCGCCGGUUCAGCAGUUCAUCCUUCAAAUGAAUAGGUAUUGGGUGCUUCCCAGCCCAAAGGGGCAGCGCCCUGGCUUCCCCACCCCAGCUCCUCCAGGCACCGCCUCUGAGUGGGUGCCCACCAGAGGAGGUAGGGCUGUGAAGUGCUGAACACCUCUUUCCCCAAAGGACGAACUGACACAAACUGCUGAACUGACUUAUGCUCAUCUCUAUUCUAUACGUAUCUCCUCUUCAUAAAUAAUGGUCCACGUUAAUUUCUACUUGUUGGUGUUUCCCAUUUAAACUAGGUUAGAUUUAGGUCCACUGGCUUGCCCCAAGUCACAGAUAUGUGAACAACAGCUACUGAGAUGCUUUCUGUGUUUCAGAUUUUCAAUGACGUGAAGGAGGACUGGAUAUUUGUAUCUCUCUGUCCAGUGAAGGCAAACUAUUCAAUCCAGGAUGGACCGUGAAGACUAAGGCUUUGCAAAGACCUAACUCUACCCUAGCUUCCUGUGCAGAUACGAAGCUCCCAGCUGGCAGUGGGGCAGUUUCCUUUCUGCUCUGGAAGCCAGGGCAGAGUCAGGCCUAUCCUAGGCCCCAAAGCCUUCCCAGCUAGGCCCCUUUUCUAGGCAAAUCACAUUUAGGCAUGGGUCUGUCAGGUGGAACUUGCAGAAUGGAGAUUUAUGGGACUUUUAGUUGAAAAAACCCAAAGAUCCCAUCCCAUCCGAAACGAUCACUUUUACUCCUUUCUGAUGACUAAAGUUUCACAACUUGAGUGACGUUGACUAAAUUUUGGGUGAUGAGUAGAAAUGGGCACAAACCCAUUGAUGGUUUGGUGCUUUGUGCCAAUUUGGAUGAUAGUGAGACAGGUGUUCUGUGGUUCAGCACCCAGCCCCCCCCCAAGCAGGCGCCCACUCAAAAGCAGCACCAUA
Pogona vitticeps (central bearded dragon) is the source of this 4435-nucleotide messenger RNA. RefSeq names its product ventricular zone expressed PH domain containing 1 (gene VEPH1). Gene Ontology annotation, biological process: regulation of signal transduction. NCBI's taxonomy places the organism in Eukaryota, Metazoa, Chordata, Lepidosauria, Squamata, Agamidae. The record is from RefSeq and is a predicted model, not a curated record. Gene Ontology annotation, molecular function: phosphatidylinositol-5-phosphate binding. Gene Ontology annotation, cellular component: plasma membrane.